Molecule: messenger RNA, 4361 nt
Organism: Physeter macrocephalus (sperm whale)
Lineage: Eukaryota; Metazoa; Chordata; Mammalia; Artiodactyla; Physeteridae
Gene: FAM171B
Product: family with sequence similarity 171 member B
Exons: 8
Coding region: 95-2551 (818 amino acids)
Source: RefSeq, a predicted model, not a curated record
GGGCGGGCGCUGCCAGAGCCCGCAGCCCUGGCGUCCGCCGCCGCCUCCCGGACCUCCGCCGCAAUAUGCCGCCGCGGCCCUCUGGCUCUCGGCCAUGGCGAGGCUCAGCCGGCGCGUCCCUUGCACCCUGCUCCUCGGCCUGGCCGCGGUGCUGCUGAAGGCGAGGCUGGUCCCUGCGGCCGCCAGAGCUGAGCUCAGCCGUUCCGACCUCAGCCUCAUCCAGCAGCAGCAGCAGCAACGGCAGCGGGAGGAAGCUGAGGAGGAGAGGCCAGAGGUGCCCGCGGCAUCCUCUACCAUCACUGCUCCCGUGUCUGUAUUUAUGCUGAAAGUCCAGGUGAAUGACAUCAUCAGUCGUCAGUACCUGAGUCAAGCAGUUGUAGAAGUGUUUGUAAACUACACAAAGACAAAUUCCACAGUAACUAGAAACAAUGGAGCAGUGUUGAUAAGAGUACCCUACAAGUUAGGACUCAGCCUAACCAUUAUUGCUUACAAAGAUGGCUAUGUGUUGACACCUCUGCCUUGGAAGACUGGAAGAAUGCCAAUAUAUUCAUCAGUUACACUUUCACUGUUCCCACAAAGCCAAGCAAAUAUAUGGCUAUUUGAAGACACUGUUUUAAUUACUGGAAAAUUAGCUGAUGCCAAAUCUCAACCAAGUGUUCAGUUUUCAAAAGCCUUAAUUAGACUACCCAACAGCCAUCACAUUAGCAACGUUACAGGCUACCUUACAGUCCUACAACAGUUUUUGAAAGUGGAUAAUUUUCUGUAUACGACUGGAAUUACUCUCAAUCAGUCAGGUUUUGAAGGCAAUGAACUGACUCCUCUUGCUGCAAUAUGUGUGAAAAUAUAUUCUGGAGGUAAAGAAUUAAAGGUGGAUGGCUCUAUUCAAAUUUCUCUCCCACUUCUACGUACAAAUGGUAUAAGUGCAGGGGAUCACAUACCUGCCUGGACAUUUGAUAUGAACACAGGUGCUUGGGUAAAUCAUGGCCGGGGAAUGGUCAAGGAAUAUAACAAUCAUUUAAUUUGGACAUACGAGGCACCUCAUUUGGGCUACUGGAUAGCAGCUCCACUUCCAGGAACUAGAGGGUCAGGUAUAAAUGGAGAUUCAAAGGACAUAACUGCCUACCACACAGUGUUUCUUUCAGCCAUAUUAGGAGGAACAAUAGUCAUUGUCAUUGGAUUUUUUGCUGUACUUCUUUGUUAUUGCAGGGAUAAGUGUGGUACUCCGCAGAAAAGAGAACGAAAUAUCACUAAACUUGAGGUCCUCAAGAGAGACCAGACAACUUCAACAACUCACAUAAAUCACAUCAGUUCAGUCAAAGCUGCAUUAAAAACCGAGGACAAGUCACAGUUAUUCAGUGCCAAAAGCUCCUCGUACAACCCUCAGCAAAAGGAACCAUCAAAGGUAGAAGCAGAAGAAAGAGUUUCCAUGGUAAAAACUCGGGACAGUUUAAAAAUCUACAAUGAAGAUGUUUCAUUUCUGUCAGUCAAUCAAAAUAAUUACUCAAGAAACCCAGCUCAGUCUUUGGAGCCCAAUGUAGGGUCCAAACAACCUAAACAUAUUAACAACAAUAUAUCUUCAUCUCUAGGUGAUGCUCAAGAGGAAAAGAGGUAUCUCACAGGUAAUGAAGAUGUGUAUGGGCAUUCUCACAUUCCAGAACAGCUUAUGCACAUCUACAGCCAGCCCAUUGCCAUCCUUCAAACAUCUGACCUCUUCUCCACUCCAGAGCAGUUACAUACUGCUAAGUCAGCUACUUUGCCAAGAAAGGGACAGUUAGUCUAUGGCCAAUUGAUGGAACCAGUAAAUAGAGAGAACUUUACACAGACAUUGCCCAAAAUGCCAAUGCAUUCUCAUGUACAGCCUCCAGAUGCCAGGGAAGAGAAUAUCCCACUCGAAGGUCAACAGAGCUUGCCAUCCCAAACUUCAGAUUGGAGCCGGUAUUCAAACAGCCUACUAGAAUCUGUUUCUGUUCCUGGAACACUAAAUGAAGCUGUUGUAAUGACUCCCUUUUCAUCAGAGCUUCAAGGAAUUUCAGAACAGACCCUCCUAGAACUGUCCAAAGGAAAGCCCUCCCCCCAUCCCAGAGCCUGGUUUGUGUCUCUUGAUGGAAAGCCAGUCGCACAAGUGAGGCACUCCUUCAUAGACCUGAAAAAGGGCAAGAGAGCCCAGAGCAAUGACACGAGUCUGGACUCUGGGGUAGACAUGAAUGAGCACCACUCCAGUAGAAAACUGGAGAGGGAAAAAACAUUCAUCAAAAGUAUGCAUCAGCCUAAGAUCCUUUACUUAGAAGAUUUAGACCUGAGCAGUAGUGAGAGUGGAACCACUGUCUGCUCCCCCGAGGACCCAGCUUUAAGGCACUUCCUAGAUGGAGGGAGUGGAGCUAUCAUGGAGCACCCUGGGGAAGAGUCCCCAGGAAGAAAAAGCACCGUUGAAGAUUUUGAAGCCAAUAUAUCCCCCACUAAAAAAAGGGGAAGACCAACACUAGUCAAAAAAGAUAGCAAGACUAAUAUCUGGAAGAAGCGAGAGGAACGCCCACUGAUUCCCAUCAAUUAACACCAAGAGUGGUUGUGUCUGCUGUCUCGUGCUGUUUAUUCUUGCUUGUUGUUGUAAACUGCCAUAUGAACUUCUGCAGAAGUUGAGACUGAGCAAUCUCAUGGUCCCUGGACAUGUCUCAAGCAGAGUAAAUAGUAAAAUGGUCAUUCAGUAGUGAGAGAAAGAUACCAAGGAAUGCUUUUUCUGGCCUAUUCUUUUCAUUUAUUUUUGGGUGAUGAAUUUGAAGUAUCCAAGCGUUCAAAAUGUAAAAUAGCUUCAAGAUGUUAGUUAUCCAAAAAUGUUGCUCAGUCAGCAAGUUGAGUCCUGACUCUGAAGAAUAACAGUGAAAAGUGUACUCCUAAAGUUGCUUCCAAAAAUGUUGCUUCUGCUUUGAUGACUACCCCUGUGAAAUGAAAAUGUAUUCUUCAGGCAUCAUAUUCUUGUGAAAUGUUACUAUUAUGUUCUCCACUGCCUAUACUUGAAAAUAACUUGAUAAAUAUUCUGGAUUGAUGUUAUUCUAGAGUUCAAAGGCCAAACCUCAUUUUCUUUCUUUUUUAAACAGCAUGUGUUUUAUUAUCAACCCAAAAGUAAAUUCCAUACUCACAUAAGAUGGGCAAGAAGCUACUUGGUUGUUAGAGAGGGAAAUGCCAGCUCUUUGGUUGUUUUUGGAUACAACGUCACAGAAUAAAAAGGUGUUAGUUUAUUUAGAAAUCUGAGAAAUGAAUGCCCUGAUACUGAAUUUUUAUUUAAAAAUUUCUUACCCCCUUCCCCAUCACCAAAAGUGAAGUGAGCUUAGCUGUUAAGGAAAACUUUUUACCAAUCUAAAACAAAAAAACCCAAACAUUCCUCCCCCUCCCCAGUUUUUAGUUUAAGACUCACUGAUGAUACAUGUAGGCUAAAAUCAGUUUUAAGAUAUUUCUUCUAUUUAAAAAAAAUUCACUCACUUAAACACUAUUAAAUUUGAUUUAAAAAAUCAAUGAAUUGAAAGUUUCUUAUGAACACUCAAAAUUAAAAUAUGUGGAGCUAAAGGAAGUAAAUAUUUCAAUAUUUUCUGAAAUGUCAAGCAGAAAAAAACAAGCCAUUUCCCUGAGACUCAAAAAUACCUUCAUGAUACUAGGUAGAGUAUAUGCAGAUCUUUUUUUCAGUUGACAUUCAUAAAAAAUGUUUGGGAAAAACAGUUUCAAUUUCAUGGGAAAAGUAAAAGAUUUUUCUUAAAUCACUUAAAUGCUUUAAGUUAUAUAAAUAUAAACAUUUUUUCCAAGUUUGGAAGUCAUAUAUUCAUAUUCUUUUCAUCAUAGCAAAGAAUUCAGUGUGAACACAUUAACAGCUGUUUUUAAUUAUGUGUUUUCAACUCCGAAUUAUCAUUCAUAUGUCCUAAAAAUGAAGCUCUUUGUUAAUUAAAAUUUUCUUAAUUUCCAUAAAGACAGAUGUCUGAAGCAGCUUCCCCUUUCCCCUGGGGGAAAGUGAAACUAAAUUGCUUUAUUUCUCAUGCCCUACUAAUUAACUUGGAAGCAACAUAGAGACCCAAGGCACAUAAACAAGUUGAAAGAACUAAAAUUAGCCACAUUAGCUUCAGUCAAAUUAUAUAGAUAUACAACAAAAGACAACAGCUUUUUCCCCCAAGACGGUAGACUUCAGCCAGUUUUUUCCUACAACCAUUUCUGAAGCAUCUAACCUGUCAGAUAACACUACCUUUCUGUAUUAACCCAAAGAAUUUAAGACCUAGGCAAAAGUUUGCUAUAUUCUACCCCAAUCCAUGAAAGAGAUAAAUGUUUUGGAUAAUACCUAGAUUUACUUUUUUUUUCGCGGGGGGGGGGGUGAUAAGGUCCAA